UCGUGUUUUGGGUGGCGUUCCGGCGAGGUUGUACGGUGAAAAUUUGCGAGUCGGUAUUCAUGCCGUGUCCUGUGGCGGUAGUGGCUAGUUUGUGCUGAUGAAUGGGAGAAUAGUUUGUUACUCGCUGCACUGCAGCUUAGCUGAUUGCUUGCUGUGUGAAUAGCGUACCGGAAGUUUUGUCUGUCUACUUAGCCACGCACGAGGGAAUUGCUCCAGUAGUGGCGGGGAUGAAACAGAAACGGGAAAAUAAUCUGGCACUGUGAAAGUAUUGGCUUCAGGUUAUAUAUUUGCUAUUGUGUGAAACAGUAGUCUAAGCGAUUGAGUGCGGAAAAGCAGAAGCACUCGAAGCAAGCAAUGGUUUUAUGCUUACUUAUGGCAGCAUGUUUUGCAUCAGGGUGUUAAAUUUUAUGAAACUUUUAAGAUGACGAUCAGCAUUAUUUUUCCGGGCACUCAAAUUUAUUUCAUUUCUGUUGAAAUUUUUAUUAGGUGUAGCACCAUCCGUAGGUUUCACAUGUAAGUACUUUGCCAACCAGGAAAAAAAAGUCAACCAAGUGCGAUUUUUUUACCAGUACAUACAUAUAUCAUCGCUGGAGCGCAACAGUUAGCAUCCUCUGUGGCAUUGUGCGGUGGUAUAUCCUUAUUGCCAACACAGCAGAAGAAAAUAAAUAGAAAUACCUCCAAAGUGAACGCAGCCAGGUUUAAGUGCCAAUUGUUUCUGCUGUUGAUAUUUUCCUUUCUUGUUGCUCGAAACAAGUAAUGGAAAAUCCCAACUCAUCACAUCCGCUGGACUCGCCGGUUCCGCCGUCUUACCGCCCUGUUCGAUGGUCUUCGUCAUCUGCGUCGUUACCGUCAACUGCUGGCACCGGUGCCAGUAGAGACAGUCCAACGGUAUCACACCAGACUACUCAUCAUCAGCAGCAGCAGAAGCAGCAGCAGCAGCAGCAGGUAUCGCUGUCCCCCAGACGCCGGGCACGCCUGCAGCGCUCCGAACGGCUGCAGUCGGAUAAUUCUUCGUCCUCACCUUCAAGCUAUUCAGCGUGGGAAACUUUGAUUAGAGAUAGCUUCGGUCAGAUCGCUUGGCCAAUUAGGAUCACCAGCUGGGAACUGACUAGCAGUAGCAGUAGCGGCACUACCAGCACCUCCGCCACUGAGCUCAUAUCGAGGAGGGGCGUUUUUUCCCGGCGGCACUAUGGAUCCGUGGAUCAGCUUCCACAAUCAGAAAUCGACGGGCUGGACCCGAAUUGUCGACGGUUUCGGUUGGAAAAUGGUGAAUCGUUAGCGGAGAAAGAUGAGGUGUUUGGAUCACCCAGCAUACCAAUCUUGGAAAACCCGGAGCAUCAAACGAGAUGGUAUUUCAAGUAUUUCCUAGGAAAAAUUCACCAGAACUACGUGGGGAUGGAUGCGGAGAAAAAUCCAUACUUUCUGUCGAUUGUAUCACAGGACUCCGGCAGCAAAUGUAUGCCGCUGUACCGGGUGAUGUUGUUUCGGAAGCAGGGUGCCCAGAAGCUUGCAUUAUCGUACAACCCACAGCAGAAGCUAACGGUCAAGCAGAUCCUAUCGAACUUUGCCCUGAUGGAUGCCAGCAAAUCCCCGAAGGAAGUUUUCUCGGCCGAUAUACAGAAGGACCUGCUACUGCUGGAGGAACAGGAAGGUUCGGUCAAUUUCAAAUUUGGCGUAGUCUACAUGAAGGCCGGUCAAAAGUUGGACGAUGAAAUGCUGAGCAAUGAACACGGCAGUUCCGAUUUUGAUGAGUUCCUGGAACUUCUAGGGGAAAAAAUUCGCCUCAAGGACUGGGAACGGUAUCGAGGUGGACUGGAUAUAAAAGGUGACAUGACGGGAAAGCUCUCGGUCUACACGCUGUACGAAGGCCACGAGAUUAUGUUUCACGUUUCCACGCUGCUCCCGUUCAGUCGUGAUAACCGGCAGCAGGUUGAGCGUAAGCGGCACAUCGGGAACGACAUUGUAAACAUCAUCUUCGUCGACGAGAACACCAACGGCGAAGAAACCGAAUUCAACCCGAACAACAUCAAAAGUCAAUUUACACAUGUGUUUGCGGUCGUUACUAAGCGAAGUAGAAAAUAUCGGCUCUCGGUGUACUGUGAUGAGACUGUCCCGCCAUUCGGACCAACCUUACCAAAUCCUCCAGAGUUCGAGGAUCCUGCCAUUUUCCGGGACUUUUUGCUAGUCAAACUGAUAAAUGGAGAAAAGGCCACCUUCCAGACGCCCACAUUCUCAAGGAAGCGCGAACGGACGCUUGAGAUGCUGAUCAAAGACCUUUACGAGGAGUACGUGCAUGACAAUAAAAUGACUAUGCUAAACCGGCGAGCUUUCUCGGAGGUACUGUACGAUGCUCCGAGAGCUUCCAAGCUGAAGGAAGAUGCCCGUCAGGUUGAGUUCGUGCGGAUCGGUCAGGCACUCAAGCUGGAAGCUAUUGUCCGUGGGGACGCUCCGACCAGCAUAGCGUCGGCGGGAACCGUGUUCAAACGACCACCGUGGGAGCCCCAGUGUUUCUAUCCGACCUUCCAACCACGCAACGAUCUGGUCGGUGACAGCUGGGGCCAGGACCAGCUGUUUCUGGCUUCUGACGAAGGUACAUAUCUGAUUAAGGAGGACCAAACGCACCGGAUCGUGUUUGACAAGACGCUUUGCGUGAAGCAGCUCAGUGUUGUUGAAGAUCACGGAAUCCUACUGCUACGGGGAGGGUCUACGAUGCAGAAAGAUGGCCACCGGGUUCAUGUGUUCAGACUGAAUGAAUUUGCGGACGAUAAGUUGGGGCAGCGAUCGAGAAUCGAUGUCAAAGAUCGAAGAAUCGACAAAACGCGGGGCUGUCAUUUGUAUGCGAUUUCAAGAGCCGGCGAAGCUCACCUCCGAAUGGCGGUAGCAGUUGGCCGGAAGCUUUUGAUUUUCCAGUGGAAACACACGGCGGCCUGGACUUCGUGGUGUCCCAACAGCGACAACGACACGGUGGAUGGUUUCAUCUUUCUGAAGGAAAUCACCCUCCACGAACUACCCUCGAUAAUGACCAUACUGGAAGGCGCUUGCCCUAACUCGGGUCUGCUGAUAUGCGUCGGAUUCAGGAACUGUUUCGAAAUAGUUUCGGAGCUCAGUGGACAUUCGACAAAGUUGCACGAAGCGGACAGCAGGAAACAAACCACCAUCCAUUUGGUGGCGGCAUUGGAUUUGUACGAUGGACAGGAUACCGAGCUGCUACUGUGCUACAAUCAUACGUGUCACUUCCAAAAACUUUCGGAUGAAACCACCAACAGCACUGAAUUUGAUUUCCAGUUCAACACACCGCCAACGUCGGUAGUUUGUGCGUUUCCGUACAUCAUAGCAUUUACACCGGAUUCGAUGGAAAUUCGAUUACUCGUGAAUGGCAACCUGGUCCACACGGUUAUGAUGGCCGAGCUACAGCUGAUCACGGCAAAGAAAGACAUUUACUUCGUUACGACUGCUCCGGAAUUUAUCCCGAAAGGUGCCAAACUACGCGGUCCCGAUUCCGAGGACCAUGAACUGAUAAAGCCACGAAUCGAAGAGAGUAAAGUUGCACAGGACGAUGGCAGCAACGCCAGCCCCUCCAGAAGUCGCCUAAGCUCCGAUGAAGAUAACAAUGGAGCACAAAGUACCGAGAAUCAGGACAGUGGAUCAAUCGAUAGCAAGACUUCUGCCCUUUCGACUCCACAAAUACAGCGAGCAAAGUCACUACAAAGCUCAAAACCAGAUCCGGAGAAAACCAAAGAAACCACUCUAUCCGUAGACGAUCUGAAAAGAACGAUAUCCAAAAGUAAUUCAUACGGCGAGGCAGGUUAUUCGUUUUCGAUACCAACGACUACGUGCAGCAAGGAUCUUGCCAAACAUUUUGGAGCUCAACCACAACCGAACACUAAAAAUCUUUGCAAACAUUUCGGAGAGGCUUCCGUUCCUCCAAAUUCACCCCAAAACAGCACCAUUGUUAAAGGUAGUUCACCGAGCUCACCAACCAGAAAAUCCUUUAUCCGACAGCCAACACUAAAUCUUAGUAAAUCUCAGCCAAACGAUGGAGAGACGUCUCCUUCGAACGGAAGCUCCAACAAACCGCUACGAAUUUAUCGCAUUCCAUUGACUAACCUAACUGGGACCCAUGUCCAAUCGCACCAUUAUCAUUAUCCAAGCACGGAUACUUCCAAAAAACCGACGGCAAUCGCCACCAAGAUGCAACAGGCCGCAGCAUCCAUCGAGACGAAAGUGCUUACUUCGUCGAAUGAGGAAGACGAAGCAUCGAUCGAGCAAACCGGUUCCGAUGAGGAUGAGAAGAAAUCGAAGAAAAGCGUCUUCGAUCAAAUUCAGCAGGACCUGCAUGAACUGAGCAUGAAGGACAAGACGGAACCGUCGGAUGAUUUGGCUAGUUCGUUUCUUACCCCACUGUAGAAGAACCGGAAGCAGUAGUGCGAACGGUUGACAACACUGACUUUCUACAUCAGCUCAGACUCUUGCAGCCCUCCAAAUGAAAUCAACUAUCGUGCCGCUUUAUAUCAAAGCUUGUUACAUAUAGCAAAGAAAAAGCUCUAUCGCUAGCAAAGUGUUACGUUAUGAGAAAAAGUGUUUAGGAGUAAAAAGGUUUCAAUAUUGGUGACGAUUUUUUCCUGGAAAUUUAUCCGGUUUAUAUUAGCCAAUAAAUAGUUUGCUGCCAAAGAGCUACCGUUUGGGAUUUAGUUUCAGGGUUGAAAUCCAAUUUUUGUUGAUGCAGAGUAGGUGUAAUUCUGUUGACAGUUCUAUCAGAUAUAAGAAGAUACUAGAAGUGCAUGGCUUUGCCAAGUCACUAACUUUGACUCACAAUUGUUUGACCGACAUGUAUUUAGAAAAAAAAAUCCUUACUAUAGCUCCCAAAACUAAUCUAUAGAACUAAAAUAUUUUAUUCCUUAAGGAAUAGUGAUUUUUGAACCCUGAAACUAGAGUGAGAAAAGCUCUUGUUGAAAAUCUACGGUUUAGUAUGACUAACCGUUAGAAGUUUAUUUUCAGAACGCAAUAAACAGGAUUAUCAGGGGAUCAAGGGUAUGAGACACGUAUCAAAUGAAAAAAAAAAACAGUGAUAAUGUAGCACUUUUUUUCAAGCAAACAACCAUAGUUGAAUACGGCAUGGAGAGUUCCGUAGGUAAAGUUACAGCUGAUUGAACAUUCGAUAGUUGAUGGAUAGAAGAGAUGCAUUUUCUUUAGCUUCAUUUUGUUUUUUUAUAUACAUUUUACGAAGAACUAGGGUAACGGUACCCCAUUCAUUCAAAUACGAAGACCAUUAGUUAGAGUCAGGCGCGAACUCAGAAAAAAAUUUCCGGAGAUAUUUUCAUAAUAAAGGGGAGACCGGGGCUAAAACGGACACUAUUUGGAAAUUGAAAAAAAACAUCAUUAAAACUGGGUUGUUACCCAAGACAUCUCUACCGUGUCAUCUCCAAACACGUUUACAAAGUCAAUCCAUGAAUCGAAAUAAUAGCAGGUUCAUAAGAUAUUUUAGCUUUUUAGAGUAUUAUUCAAAGUGAUUUUCAAGUAAUUAUCCACAUUUGAAAUUUCACACGUCACAAUUUAAGCCGCCUUCAAAAUUUAUUGUCUAACUCAAAGGCAAUUCACACUUUCAAAUGAACAAAUGUUCCACGUUCUUUAAGCUGUGAGGAUGUUCACGCAAAACUUAUUCUGUACUUCAAACAACGUUUUCCUAUUGUGGAAUUUGACCUUGCAUUGCGAUUCACUUACAUUCACAAUUCAAAACAUGUAAAGAUAAAUCAUAUCUUUAACUUCACAGUUAAUUUAGCUGAAUCUUACAUCGAUACAGACGCAAAAUUUAUUUUUACAUGUUAGUAGAUGUAAUAUUGUGCCAUCACCGAAGAAAUUACGGCAUGCUUGAAUUCAGGUCAAGCGUAAAUUUCAUUUUUUCUAAGAGUGUAAGAAUGCUCCCAGGUCGGGGCUCGAACAUACGACAACUGGCUUGUAAAACCAACAUCCUAUGCAUUGAACCACCAACCCGGGCUAAUAAGUCAUCAGAAGUUAACGUGGAGUUGCAGGACAGAAGAAUUGCUUUGCGUAGGUGAUUUUCAGUCAACAAAUAUUUAUAUAUUUAUUCCAUUUACUCGAAUAAAUAUGUGAACACUGAAAUAAAACUAAUUAUGCCGGUCUCAAAAGAUAUAAAUUAACACGUACACACUUAGAAUAAUCGUGUAAAUUCACAUCACUACUUUUUACAGUUAUUUCUAACACAUUUAAAUUUAUUUAAAUGAUUUAAAUUAUUCUUGUAAAAUUCAUUUAUUGUACGACUUACGUUCUAAUGAGUCGUAUGUGAAUUUGCGUCAUCAGUAAAUUUCAAAAUUUUUUGCAGAGUAGCAUUUUAAAGCAUAAACAGCGCCGAAUGACGCCACCGUAACUGUCACAGUUGAUUAUUUCGACCGUCCCACGACAAAAGGGCCUAACUGCAAAUGACAGUUUCUCUUUGUUUAUUUUUUCUUUUACGAUUUACCGAACAGAUUUUAUAUUUGACGCUUUACUCUUCGCAAAACUUUCAAGGUAAAACUACAAGCUUUCGAUUUACAUUGGAAACUUUAGAGAAUCUGCAAUAAUGGCUUCGUAAUAAUCAAAAGAGAAAGUAAACAAAGAGAGGCUCUCAUUUGCAGUUAGGCCCUUUUGUCGUGGGACUAUCGAUUUGAAUCUUGGCAAAAAAAUGCCGAGAUUUGCACAGCCAAACGAUCGGUGAUCUUCUCGGCAAAAUAAUAAUUACUGAGAAUCUCGGCAAUACCAAAUUUGUUAACUGUCAAUUAUUACUGGACUUGUCAGCAGCAAUUUUGCAGUUAGCUCGGUAAAAUCGAUUAUGAUCGAAUAAUGAAUUGCCGAGUCAUCAGUAAUCGAACGUAGAAAGGAUUUUUCUUUAUUAUUGUAUUAAAUAAAUAUAACAAAAGCUAAGGUUGGGGAAAGGGGGUGUUUUAUUAAGGGUUGAGGACAGUACCGUAAAGUGGAAGGUUUUUUGCAAUUUUCUCAUUUCAAAUUAAAUUUUCUUGGAAACGGUGCAGAAUAUAGAAAAACCCACCUGAUGAUGUCUUCGAAAUUUAGUUGAGAAUAUUCUGUGAAAUUUUCAGAAUAAAUCAUUGAGUUUAGCGGUCGUGUUGUAUUAUUUUCUGACUGAAGAACUGCUGAAAAUUGGAACGCUCAGAAAUGCAUACUUCUACUUGUUCAUCGAAUAUCUCGGCUUUGAAGGUUUGUAUCAUAAAUCUACCUUGACAAAGUCUAGAUAAUUUAGUUUAGAUGCGAAUAGUACAUAAAAACAUAUAUGUUAUCGCGAUAAAAAUAAAGUCUUAUAUUUUUCUGUGAAACAUAGUCAGUUUCAAUGCAUCCGCCAUUUUUUUUACUUUGGUUUCCUGAUAGCAUUCUGAAAAAGGAGAGAGAAAUAAAAUUGGCUCGACAAGGCUGCCAAACACACAGACAUUCUAUCUUUGUGAAAGUUGAAUAUUGUUUCAUUGUUAAUUGGAAUCCAUGUAAUGUCCAACCCAUACGAUAGAUUUAUGUGAUAAAACUUCUCAUCAAAAUAAUAAAAUGUAUGCUGGCAACCCGGUACAGUUUGCUCAUAUACGAGAGAUUACAAGAGAAAUACGAUGCGCAAAGGGAAUUGAGCGAGCCACGUGGUCGAUUUAAAACUCAACACGCGACCCUCUGUCCUCAGACCUCAUUUAAAUGCAGUGUGCAAAAAAGCAAAGCUAACCUCAAAAGAAAACAUCACGGUUUACAGACAAUUAUUUCCAGUGCUCUUCAACGCAUCUACCUGGAAAUAAGAUGACUUUUUAAAGUAUAUAUGAUCUCUUAGUUUCAUCCAAUAUAUAUUAUUUUCCCGCUCCACCAGCAAUGGCUACGUGUAGGGAUGUCGGAAAUUUCGAAUUACUCGAUUAUUUAAUAAACGAGUAUAAUUUUUAAACCAAUCGAUUGAAAUUUAUUCGAUUAGCUGGGUUAUUAAUCAAUUACUCGAUUAUUCAUUUCAUUAUUACUAUGGAUUUUUUUUAAUUAUUCGAUUAGCUCAAUAAUCGAAUGAUAGUUUGAAGCUAAUCGAUUAAAUAUUACUCGAUUAUCUAGGUAAUUAAUGGAUUACUCGAUUAAUCGAUCGAUAUUACGACAUCACUAGUUACGUGGUGUUUUGCACAUUCGACAAGAGACAUUAAACUACAAGUGUUUCACCGAGUUUCAGUAGAAGCUAACACACUGUUCGAAAUCUCGGCAAACGGAUUUGCUGAUAUCGGUAUAUUUGUUGUUUACUGACAAGCUCAGCUUAACGAAUUUUGGAAAAGAGCAUAUGGAUUACUGAACAAUCAGCAAAAUGUCGUGUUGCCGAUUUAAUUCGUUAUUUCAUUAUGCCGAACUCAAGAAUCUAUUUUAAGUGUGCACGCCGUUUCACCGCCUCGGUCGCUCAAAAAAUGGUCCAGAAAAGCUAAUUCAAUAUUUUGGAUCAGCACAUAGAUCUAGUUGAAGUAGAAACAAAGAUCUUUUAUUUGUUCUUGUCCAAUGUCGUGAAUACAAGAAAGGGGUUUAUGAAAUUUAUCAUUCACUGAUUGAUCACUCGGUUCCAUAAUAAAAAUAGGUCCGAUUUGGAUCAUACUUUAUCCUGAUUCAUCAAAUAUUGCUGAUUUUCAAAUGAUCGUUGAAUAAAUAUGACAUGUGGAUGCUUCCUUGCGGUAUAAGGACCCACGGGUAAGACUAAAACAUAACUGCACUUUUGUUGAAGCUCUCAACUCAGUGAGCACGUCAUGUCGUGUUAGUGCAGUUAAAAUUAGAGCAUUUCGCAAGAGAGAAAAAUAUUUUAUUCGUAAUGCAGCGUCAUUAGGAGGAAAUCAUGAAAUAUCGAGAAAUAACUGACAAUAUAGCGUACACACUUAGAAAAUAUUGCAGAAUUCGGUAAUUUUCUACCGAAUUUUCAACAGCUGAACGUUCGGUAAUCAGUUCGGUGAUUGAAUUGAUUACCAAUCGUUCGGUAAUUGCUGAACUGUCAAACAACUACCGUAAACUGUAAACCAAAUGGAUCUAACUGAUUAUUUGUUGAUUUUUUGUUUGUUUGUUUUCCUUUGGUUAAAAUUCUGGAUUUUCGGAUUUCAAAAAACAACACAAAUUUACAAAAACGAACGAAGAAAAUUCCAACCUGUUGUGGCUAUGGCUUCAUUCCACGAAAAAUAGGGUUAAGUGUUCCGGCUGAUCGGUAUUAUGAGCGCCUUCCAAAAACAUUGCACAAUCCGUCGAGUUCACCAGAAAUUACCCUCGAACGAUUUGUGUAGGAAGCAAGUGGACAAGUGAUACAAAAUUAUUUUCUGCCUAUAAGUAAACAAAAAGCCUUUAGUGGUUGAACUCUUCAAGAUUUUUUUCGUUUGGUUAAUAAAAAGACAAUUUUAAUUUUAUAACUGUUUGACAGUUAGUUUCACGACAAUCAGUUUUCACAGAAGUUCGGUUUCUGGAAGAUAAUUUUACCAUACGGACAGUAUGGUUUUUACCGUACUCGGCGACUAUUCAGAUUUACCGUAUGAAUUGUAUAUCUAUUUACAAAAUUCUGUAAUGAAAAUUUACUUAAAACUGAUCGUCCGGUAAAAAUUUGCAUAAUUAUUAUAAAAUAAAACUCAUGUACCGAAAUAUCGGUCAUUUCUAUAGAUUACCGAAAUUUCUCGUCAAAAAUAUUACCGAACAAAGGAAUUAAAUCUUAGUGUGUAGUUGCUGUGUCAUAAAAAUAUGUAGAAGAAGAAUCAUCGGUCGUGCUGUAACCUGGACAAAAUUUGUAUAGAUAAGGCUGCCCGGAAGCUUCUUCUAGGCCCUACACUUCCGGGUUAUACCCGUGCUGAUGUAGCAGCCCUGAUCUGUUUGGGAAAAGAAUCAGAAAUGCAAUUAUCAAAUCAUCCGAUUAGAAUAAUACAAUAAAUCAACGUUAAGAAAAUGCAUCUCGUCUCCUCUAAUAAUCAAAAAUUGAAAGUGACGGUAGGGAACUUAUUUCAGGACGCCACAAUAAACCGGUCAUACGACUGCAUCUAUUUGGCCUACGCACACGUCGAAGAAUGCCAAACCUUUCGAUCAGUCUGCGUCGUUCGUUUCUUAUCAAUCGAUUGAGCCCCUUGCAUGAUUGAUCUAGAAAAAAAAUAUACCAUUCUUUUCGGUUGCCUAACCGGUUGGGCAUUGUUCGAACCAAGGGCCAAACAGAUGAGUACAGUAGAACGAGUUCAAAUUAUGUUUCUUUUACUCAGCGCUGGGAGCUUAGGAUACGAACAAAUAUCAAACAAAUAAAUCUAGCAUUGUUCAAUAUUAUAGCAUAAUGUUAUCAUUAGGAGAGAAAAAAAAACAACGUAAGUGUUUGAAGCAAAAGAAUAUCAUAUUUACAGAUAGUAAACGCUUUGAAGAGAAUAUAAAUGCAGACAUGAUUGUUGACAAUUUACAAGGUACUACCACAAAUAUCAUUACAGUGAAACAAUGACGAAAGCGCAACAAUUUGGAAAGAUUGUCCCAACUUAUCUAAAGAAGAACAUGUACAUACUACAAACCAUAGCGUUGGAUUGUAAAUUUAGCGAAUUGAGUUAAUAAAGUUUCUCGAUGAUUGAAGCAAUCAGACAA
This is a messenger RNA of Malaya genurostris, 10581 nucleotides long. Its product is annotated as GTPase-activating Rap/Ran-GAP domain-like protein 3. Gene Ontology annotation, biological process: activation of GTPase activity; regulation of small GTPase mediated signal transduction. The record is from RefSeq and is a predicted model, not a curated record. Gene Ontology annotation, molecular function: GTPase activator activity. Bases 757 to 4407 code for a protein of 1216 amino acids. Lineage: Eukaryota; Metazoa; Arthropoda; Insecta; Diptera; Culicidae. Gene Ontology annotation, cellular component: cytoplasm. The transcript is spliced from 13 exons.